GUCCGCCGGGGCCGGGCGGCGGCGGCGGCUGCGCAGUGCUUGGGGCGCCAUGAACGGGGAGAGGCUGAGCGCCGUGCGGGCACGGGUCCGCUGCUUCCCCGACUUCCCGGUGCCCGGCGUGCUGUUCCGCGACAUCAGCCCCUUGCUGAAGGAUCCUGUGGCCUUCAGGGCUCUGAUUGAUCUGCUGGAAGAUCACCUGAGGGCGUCUUUCCCCCACAUCGACUUCAUUGCAGGUCUGGACUCCCGCGGCUUCCUCAUAGGCCCCCCUCUGGCUCAGAGACUGGGGGUCGGCUUCGUGCCGAUACGCAAAAAGGGGAAGCUUCCCGGUCCGACCGAGUCCGCCUCGUACACCCUGGAGUAUGGCAAGGCUGAACUUGAAAUCCAGAGCGACGCCGUGGAACCGGGACAAAAAGUAGUAAUUGUAGAUGACUUGCUUGCAACUGGAGGUACGAUGCACGCGGCCUGCGAGCUGGUGAAGAGGCUGAAGGCUGAAGUCCUGGAGUGCCUGGUGAUCAUAGAGCUAAAACUCCUGAAAGGGGCGGAAAAGCUCGAGUCCAUCCCCUUCUACUCCCUGCUCCAGUACGACUGAGGCUCAGGCUGCGGACAGAGGCUGCAGGUCGCUCGCUGCCAGCCCCGGCCCUCUCCUGCAUUGGAGAUGUCACUGGCUUGAUGUCACGAGGGGGUGGGCAGGGGAGAACCUACAGUUUCAGUCUGAAUGCUGGCCAGACGCUCUACAAGAGUAAGUCCAAGUCAUUUUUCCAAGCCGCAGAUCAAAGCAUAUUCAGCGCAUGGAUCCUUUUUUGAGUUCGUCCUGGUGGGAAUAGGGAACAGACUGAUUGCUUGGGGGAGGGAGACCACAAAACUUUGCUGGUGGAUUUUUUUAUUUUUAUUUUUUAGGAUACCAACGUGAAAAUGUUGCUGCUGAGGCAGGGCAGGGCUGAGAGCUUUGUGGGGUCCAGCACGCGCUUUUGUUUGAGCCGUACCUGGCCAGCCUCCUUUUAAUGGGUUCCUAAGAAACUCAGAAGAUGGGCACAAGGUGAUGAUUUGUCUAAGGGGUGAACUGAGGUACCUGCCACCGGAGGAGAAAGAGUUGUGCUAACAGCCAAGCUGCCAAAGCACCAGCUGAGGCAGUGUGAUGGACGGAGCAGGGUUUGGCAGAGCUCCCCUUUGCAUGGUUCAGGUCAGCCACAAGGGCAGGCAGGACUCCGCAUGCCAAAACUUCCGCCACUGAGCACAGUACAGACUGCAUCCCUGCCUUAGCAGGGGCUGAACUCACUGAUAAAAUAAAUGUCGACCUAUUUUUAUUUUUUC
Messenger RNA from Cygnus olor (mute swan), 1311 nucleotides. It is a transcript of the gene APRT, whose product is annotated as adenine phosphoribosyltransferase. The record is from RefSeq and is a predicted model, not a curated record. Gene Ontology annotation, molecular function: adenine binding; adenine phosphoribosyltransferase activity; AMP binding. Gene Ontology annotation, cellular component: cytoplasm. NCBI's taxonomy places the organism in Eukaryota, Metazoa, Chordata, Aves, Anseriformes, Anatidae. Gene Ontology annotation, biological process: AMP salvage; adenine salvage. The coding region runs from base 50 to 589 and encodes 179 amino acids. The transcript is spliced from 5 exons.